Photinus pyralis (common eastern firefly) is the source of this 4620-nucleotide messenger RNA. It is a transcript of the gene Mekk1, whose product is annotated as mitogen-activated protein kinase kinase kinase 4. The coding region runs from base 157 to 4005 and encodes 1282 amino acids. Gene Ontology annotation, molecular function: protein kinase activity; ATP binding. Lineage: Eukaryota; Metazoa; Arthropoda; Insecta; Coleoptera; Lampyridae. The record is from RefSeq and is a predicted model, not a curated record. The transcript has 13 exons. Gene Ontology annotation, biological process: protein phosphorylation; MAPK cascade.
UUGAAAUGUCAAAAAAUGUCAAUUAGCCAACCACCCACGUAUUUUGUGUUAUGUCUUAUUUGUUGUUGUUACGCUUUUUAAUAAUAAAUUAUGCUUGUUAUAAUUAAUAUAAUAAUGUGAGCGCCUUUGUGAAAAUAUAUUUUAGUAGGACGAAUAAUGGAUUCAUUAAAUCAGUCGACUGACGAGGUUGUGGAGAAUGGCACUUCACAUAAUAUGUCGACUAACGAAGAUAGCUCUGUUGAACAUAACGAUGAGUUAAGUGAGUAUGACAUAUAUGGGACAACGCCGCCGAGGACACGAAUAUUACGAAGGAACCGUGCACGAAGGCAACGCGAACUUAAAGAAUAUGCAGGCGCUCAGAAAGCCAAUGUUUCAUCUAAGAGGAUCAUCGGGAGACGAAAUACAAUUUCUAAUACAUUUGAUGAGCUGAUGUCCAAAGCCGACGCUACAGAUUCUGAUCAAGGAGUUAAACGAAUUCACAAGCGGUCGAUGAAGCUUUUACGUGGUUCCGAACGUGAUCUCAAACUAGACAUCGCAAGCGCCCAAUUAAACGCCGCUAAUCAUGAGAUGAAAGUAUCGCAUCCAUUUAUUCAGGUGGAGAGUUGCAGAAGGUUCAUGAGUCUGUGCUCUCGGAGGGUGGUAUCGAAUAAUAAUAAUAAUAAAUGUGAGACGACUAUAUGUGAAACCAAGCAAGAACCUGCCAAUGUAGAGUGCCCUCAAAGUAGAAUAGAUUUCCAUAAGGCCUUAAGUAUGUUAAUAAGAAUGGGAUGUGGAGAUAAAGCUCUACCUGAUCGCAGUACCCGUAGACAUAUAAGUAGAGAAGAGCAAUUGUGGCAGAAUGAAUUUAAGGAUCUUAUUUGGUUGGAAUUGCAAGCAUGGCAUGCCGAUAGAACGCCUGCGGAACAAGACAGCUAUUUGUGUAAUGCCCGAGAAUCGAUUCAAGACCUCCUGGACGAUAUAAUGACCUAUCGUUUCAUUAGGAACAACCCACACACAUCUACGCAUAGUAACGACAGUGGCGUGGAAGAUGAAUGUUUAGGCUGUUUAUCCUUGAUCUGCUUAAGUUGCAUGGAAGCCCAGAAUGAAGGUUUAAGGGAUAUUGAAAAACUGUUAAACAGAUUAGAAGCGGCCGAAUCAUUAUUUCCAUCCAGUAGCGCCUUUGGAGAUUUGUAUCCCACUUAUACCAGCUUUGAAUUUGUAGGAAGGGUUAAGGCAAUGUGUCUUUGGUAUAACAUGACAAAGCACCAGUUACUUAAAAUAGUUAUUCUGGGACGUUUACUAACUUUAGAUGGCAAGUUCAAUACAAACCUUAUGAAUAUAUGCAACGAUACAAAUUAUUCCGUCGAUUCGUCCAGUCCUUCGGAUAGUAAUAGCUCCACAUCGUCGCAUUCUGAUUUUAAUUUUAACGCAUCGGACGUGUUGACUUCGGUUAACGCUUUACUUAACAAUGAAACACAAUGUAAAGUUUCGCCUUAUAGAAAGUAUAUUGAGAAUAUGUUAAAAACCAAGGGACUAAUGAAAAGUGUUACCUUUCUUGAAAGAUUACACCAACACCUCUUAUGGAAAGCAGAAAUAACGUUACAAAAACCAGAAGAUGAUAACAUCUUUGGAAAUACUCCUAACGAUUCCGAAGAAGAAGAACUGAUUCGUUACGGUUGUUGGAGUCCAGAAGCCAAAGCUUUACAGUUACCUAGUUAUAAAUCACUUUUCCUUUUUCUGGCGUCCGUCCCCUUGAAGGUAAUAAGAGAAUUUCUUUGUAUGAGAUUAGAACAGAAGCCGGAUAAUCCCUCACCUUUAAGUGUAAGACAACUGCUUCGCGAAUUGAAGGAAGGUAUACGUAUUGCAACACAGUACAAAGAAAGAGUGGUGGGCUAUACCGAGGCUGCUUUAAGUGACAUACAAACGAACGAUCUUGUAAACACGCAUUUGGAAAAAUACAACAGCAGUUUGUUGUUAGUAUUUGAAUUGUACUUGGACUAUGUAAAGCAAUGGGCUCUGUUGCAACACGAUACGUUUCAGAAAAGUUUGCUAGAAGACGAAUGGAAUUUCUGUUGUGAUAUUGUGCAGUUUAUACCUGACGCUUCACAAGCCGCCGGCAAGCAGUUUUGUAACAUAUUGAACCUUAUGCUCGAAUCAAUCGGCGAAAGAUUGCUGCGCAGAAUUGAGGAGUGUGAUGGUGUGUUUAAAACUGUCAAGGGCACUAUUAAUAAGAAGCAAUGCUUGAUGACCGUUUAUCGUGAGCUACAGCAACUGUUUAAUGAAGAAAGAGAAAGGUGUAUCAAAACUGUGGCAUUUACCAAGCAUUUAUUUAAAACAAGUCAUGUACCACCUGAGUAUUUACUUGAACUGAAGAGAUCUAUAAUUACAUUCAAGUGUACAAUUCCAAGUGCUAUUGAAAAAAUCGAGGCCAUGUUUGAUCUUACUAAAUUUCAAGGUCUCGAUGAGGCAGAUAAGUUAUCUUUAACAUCAAGAUGUCGGGAAAUCCUACAACAAGGUUUCCGGUUCGGAUUCGAAUUUUAUAAGGUGAUGUCCGAGCUGAUCCCGUUACAGAAGAGGGAAAAACUCACCGUUAGCAUGGUGAUAUUUGCUCAUCUUUGGAUGAAAUUUGUUAGAGAACGCUGUGAACGCGGAAGAGGAAUGCGACCACGUUGGGCAUAUCAAGGGUUAGAAUUUUUGCUUAUCGUGUGCGAACCUCACCACACCAUUUACUUGUCCGAAUCUGAGUUUGAGGAAUUGAAAAACGCCAUGGAUGCAUGUAUAUCGCACGUUAUUGGUACCACUGCUCCGUCUACACCCGACUCUGGCUUUCAUUCUUCGUCACCAAGACUGUCUUUAGAUUGUAUAAGGUCACUACCGCGUUCGCGUGGUUCUUCCCCUAGUCCAAGAGCUACCUACCGAAGCCAAAGAUCUAAUCAUAGAAAAACUAGUACUGAACGUUCUCCUAAUGUUGAACAAUUAGACCUACUGACCGUAAAUAAUACAGGGUGUCUCACUCCACAAAAAGAAGAACCUUUACAAGAUACAUAUAUUAAGAUACCUACCAGUCAAGGUGAUCGCGUUCGUGAAGCGAUUGACCAUUUAGAUUUAAACUUAGAUGAGAAAUUACGAGCUCACGAUUUGAUAGGUAGGGUGAUAAAACACACAAAAGAACCGGUUUCUAAGGUGCACUUGAGAAGACGAUACGUUACAUUUACAUGGCAAAGAGGAAUAAAAAUCGGACAAGGAAGAUUUGGCAAAGUGUACACUGCUGUGAACAAUAACACCGGGGAAAUGAUGGCUGUUAAAGAAAUCGCGUUACAACGUAACGAUAAACAUACGAUAAGACAAGUUGCCGAAGAGUUAAAAAUUCUGGAAGGUAUUUCCCAUAAAAAUUUAGUGAAAUAUUUUGGACUAGAAAUUCAUAAGGACGAAAUGUUAAUUUUCAUGGAGUUUUGCGCGGAAGGUACUUUGGAAAACCUAAUUGCAGGCACUGAGAAUGGAUUGCCUGAAUUUCUUAUACGUCGUUACACAUAUCAGCUAUUGCUAGGAGUCUCCGAGUUACACACACAUGGAAUAGUCCAUCGGGAUCUAAAGACUGCAAAUAUAUUCCUAACUGAUGACGGGAAUAGUUUGAAGAUAGGCGAUUUCGGUUGCGCUACAAAGAUCAAAGCCAACACUACCCUGCCUGGCGAAUUACAGGGCUUUGUUGGAACGCAAGCUUAUAUGGCACCUGAAGUAUUUAUGAAAACUAGUGCUGGGGGCCAUGGUCGAGCGGCCGAUAUUUGGUCUGUUGGAUGUGUCGUUGUGGAAAUGGCAUCUGGAAAACGUCCCUGGGCCGAGUACGAUUCCAAUUACCAAAUUAUGUUCAAAGUUGGAAUGGGCGAAAAACCGCAACCUCCUGAGUACUUAAUUGAGGAAGGUCACGAUUUCUUAAGUCACUGUCUACAACAUAACCCCAGAGAUAGGUACACUGCUGCAGAACUACUAGAUCAUAACUUCGUCAAAAUCGGUGACGACUUCGCAUAGAUUGUACUUACUACUAUGUAGAUUUUAUUUUAUAUAAAACAUCAUGUUGGUGUAAUUAAUACUUCAGUUUCUACAUUUGUGUAAAGAAACUCAUACAGAUGUAAUUUUAUACGCUUGUGGUAGGAAUAAGUAGUUUUUUAACAAAUUAAGCAGUAAGAUACCUUACAGAUGUGAUAUGCUCACCUUCAUUGGAUCUAAAACUCCAUUUGAAGUGUGAAUUUUGUUGUUUAUUUUUUAACAAUUCUCCCGCAUUUUACGGUUCAUAAUUUGUUUAUGGGAGUGCAUGGUACCUGCCUUUUAAUUUUGAAUUUAACUAACUUAAUCAUUCUGAUAGUGAAUUAUUUUUUUUACAAUAUUAAUUACAGGUCUAUGUUUUAAUUUUAAGGCAUUCUAAGAGUUACAAGCUUUUCACCAUACUUCACUUUUGUGUGAGGUUAGAUGUAAAGGUGUACUAUCAGAAUGAUUGAAUUAUGUAAUUGUGUUUUAUAAUGUAAUAUGUAAGUACCUCCUACACAAAAUAAGGGUAAUUUUUUAACAAUGGUUCAUAAUGUGUAUUUGUUUAACAGCAUCAUUUUGAGAGUGUAGAGUUUUAAUAAAUCUUAUUUUGGCGUUCCA